AUGAGGGGAUUUUGUGGAACGGGAAGAAAGGUAAGAACGCAGCUGGUUGGUCGUUUCUGGCGGGAGGAGAGAAACGAGCGGGAGGCUUUCCCGCGCUUCCCGAAGCUUCCCGCCACUGAAGACCGCGGGCUCCGCUCCCGCGGGAGUCAGGCGCCUCUCUCGCCUCGGGGCGGGAAGGGGAAUCCCUCGCUGGGAAAUCCCGAUGACCCGGACGAACCGGUGAUGAACGCACUGACCAAUCCUUUUCUGUGUUUAUUCCCAUCUCGCUUCCCGCCGAGUCUCCUGUGUGGAUGCGUGCUCCGGCCUCGCCGUCUUCAGCGAAGUGUGAGUUCUGACGACUCAGAUAAUAUUAGGGUCGAUCUGGGUCGAUCUGGGUCGACUUGGGUCGAUCUGGGUCGACUUGGGUCGACUUGGGUCGAUCUGGGUCGACUUGGGUCGAUCUGGGUCGACUUGGGUCGACUUGGGUCGAUCUGGGUCGACUUGGGUCGAUCUGGGUCGAUCUGGGUCGACUCGGAUGAUUUGGCUUUCGCUGACUCAAGUUGA
Darwinula stevensoni is the source of this 543-nucleotide messenger RNA. The record is from the annotation of a GenBank genome assembly. Lineage: Eukaryota; Metazoa; Arthropoda; Ostracoda; Podocopida; Darwinulidae.